Acanthocheilonema viteae is the source of this 1269-nucleotide messenger RNA. The record is from the annotation of a GenBank genome assembly. Lineage: Eukaryota; Metazoa; Nematoda; Chromadorea; Rhabditida; Onchocercidae.
AUGCUUCAAAAUAGUAUAAAAUUAGGCCAUUUUUUCUUGGCCACAUCAGUGACACCCGAACAGAGAUUCUCUACCGACUGGACUUCAUGCGCGAUAUGCUCCGAAACGGGUCUUUUUACAGUUCUUGUAAGAGCUUAUCAGACACCCAGAACACGGAUCAAAUUGUGCUGGAAAUUUGCUAACGGUGAGAUUAGCAUUUAUCGAUAUUGCACAUUUCUACGAAACUGGAGAUCUGCUGAUUAUGCUAGCAAGCAUUUCACUGUCACUUCGAAACAGCCAAUUCAAUUUUAUAUUAAACUGCAUAAUCAUGGACGUUCUAUAGCGACAGCAGUCAUCGAUAAUAUAAAAGUCGUCACUGAAGAAUGUCACUUACCUUCUUCCAUACGACCAAAAUAUAAAACAGUGCAACUAUAUCCCAUACAACGAACUGAAGAAAGAGGAGGAUUUAAGACACAAGCUAUAACUUCUCGACGUCCAAUAAGCAAACAAACAACUAAUAAGAAUUCUACAAAUUCAUCUAAUUCAAAUUCUCCAUUUAUACUCAGUGAUAUUUUUGGAGAUGCGUUUGCACAGUUUUUGGUGGAUGAUUCGGACGGUUUAAUUGUUGAAAGCCAAAAGACUGGAAGAAGUAAUGUGAAUAGCGAGAGGUGGUUCAAUCGAAAUAACGCCGAACAAUAUAAUGAAAUAUUUGUUGCAACAACGCUUGCUCCUGAACUACCCUUCACUUUCAAUUUUUUGGAAUGCAACACUGUUGGUGGUUGUUUAUUCGAUCAAUCAAUGUGCACUUAUCAAAGUUCACAUAUGUCUCACGGUUCAACUUUCCAACGAGUCAGACUUUAUGAUCGAAAUUUUAUGCAAGCACUUACGAGACCGAAUACAAUAGCAGUAUUAGAGACAGAUACAUCAUUCACAGAAGAUCAUAAAAUUGUAUUCGAUGCAUUGGAAUUCACAGAAGGAGAACGACUAUAUGGAUGCUGCUAUAAUAAAAAACGGGACGCAGACGAAACCUUAACCAGUAUAAGGACAUUACUAGGAGGCGAACGACCGUCCGAACUAUUUUGUCCAUUUGCAACAGCAGCGCACUCGACCCCACUUAUUUGGAGAACAGAAAGGUUUACCUGCCCCGGAGGAACCGAAAAGAUCCUAUUUAUGUGUGAAAACAAUGGAAAAAUAAAUGGGGCAUGUGCAAUGGACAAUAUUCGAAUACACAAGAUUUUGGAUGUUCUGGAAAUGGAACCAUGUCAAAAGAACAUUAUCGCCUUCUCAUGA